Castor canadensis (American beaver) is the source of this 1226-nucleotide messenger RNA. RefSeq names its product claudin 7 (gene Cldn7). Gene Ontology annotation, cellular component: bicellular tight junction; membrane. NCBI's taxonomy places the organism in Eukaryota, Metazoa, Chordata, Mammalia, Rodentia, Castoridae. Gene Ontology annotation, molecular function: structural molecule activity. The record is from RefSeq and is a predicted model, not a curated record.
CUGGAGGGUGAGGCCAUGUCCUUGCUGGACCAGGCGAGAAACGCCCCUCAGGUUCCCGCCAGCUUCAGGCGGAGAAGUUUUCCAAGUAGGGUCCCAAGGAACAGAAGGCUUCGCCCAACCGCAUGUGAGGACUCCACCCGCCAGCCACGAUCUCCGGUUGCAGAAAUUUCUUAAGUCCAGCGCCGUGGGUCGGGCUUGUGGGGUCGAAGAGGAGGGAAUGGGCCAGGUGUGCUUGCUUUGGGAGAGGGGAACUCCAAUGGCAUGACACCGAGCGCGCGAGACGGCGCGCGGGGGUCGCCCUCCCGGGGUUCCGUCUUUGCUGAAGGCGGAAAUGGCCAAUUCGGGGCUGCAGUUGCUAGGCUUUUCCAUGGCAUUGCUGGGCUGGGUGGGCCUGGUGGCGAGCACCGCCAUCCCGCAGUGGCAGAUGAGCUCGUACGCGGGCGACAACAUCAUCACGGCCCAGGCCAUGUACAAGGGACUGUGGAUGGAGUGCGUCACGCAGAGCACCGGUCUUAUGAGCUGCAAAAUGUACGACUCGGUGCUCGGCCUGUCGGCGGCCUUACAGGCCACUCGAGCCCUAAUGGUGGUAUCUUUGGUGUUGGGCUUCCUCGCCAUGUUUGUUGCCGCAAUGGGCAUGAAGUGCACGCGCUGUGGGGGAGACGACAAAGUGAAGAAGGCCCGUAUAGCCAUGACUGGAGGCAUCAUUUUCAUCGUGGCAGGUCUUGCGGCCUUGAUAGCAAGCUCCUGGUAUGGCCAUCAGAUUAUCACAGACUUCUAUAACCCCUUGACCCCCACAAAUGUUAAGUACGAGUUUGGUUCUGCCAUCUUUAUUGGUUGGGCAGGGUCUGCUCUGGUCCUCCUGGGAGGUGCACUACUCUCUUGCUCCUGUCCUGGGAGCGAGAGCAAAGCCGCUGUGUACCGUGCACCCCACUCUUACCCCAAGUCCAACUCUGCCAAGGAGUAUGUGUGAGCUGCGACUUCCAAGUCCCAGCAUAACAGGCUAUGGGUGUGCCCAGAUGCUUGAAAAGACCUGGACAGAGAGCUCAGCCUGUGGGCAAGGUGUGGGAUACAGGCCUCCUCCUGGUUACUCCAUCCCUGCACACCAUGUACAGUUUUUCUUGGGGGUUGGGUGGGGAAGACAAAAACAGAGGGUGUGCUUUUUGUACAAUAAUAAAAACUUAAGUUUUGGAAAGUAGGCUUUCUUUUCUUUCUGUGUCUCUUGCAUU